This is a messenger RNA of Calliphora vicina (urban bluebottle blowfly), 1109 nucleotides long. RefSeq names its product Plasmanylethanolamine desaturase Kua (gene Kua). The coding region runs from base 99 to 950 and encodes 283 amino acids. The record is from RefSeq and is a predicted model, not a curated record. Gene Ontology annotation, molecular function: oxidoreductase activity. Lineage: Eukaryota; Metazoa; Arthropoda; Insecta; Diptera; Calliphoridae. The transcript is spliced from 6 exons.
AAUAAUAACAAUAAUUUAAAAAAAAAAACAUAUAAAAUCAUCAAAUAUAAGGAAAAAACGUGGCUAUAAACAAUUGACGCCAGUGUAACGUGUUUGAGAUGUCCUUAAAAAGUGAUCAGGAGAUAUUGGAAAACUCAAUGCACGAAGAUGAUCCAAAUGGCAAUUCCGCGCUGGAACAAACGUUUACAGAAAAAGCCUCACCAAGAUGGGGUCCACAACAUAAGGGAGCUCAAGAAUUGGCACAAUUAUAUAGUCCAGGAAAACGUGCUCAGGAAUUUCUUUGUGUUUAUACGUGUAUUGGUCUAAUGAUAAUUGAUUUUAUUUUAAUAUUAAAACAUUUUCAUUUCGAUCGAAUAAUUGUCACCUGCAUAUCGGCAAUAUGUGGCAUAAUUACAGCAGAUUUUGGUUCUGGUCUUGUGCAUUGGGCAGCCGAUACUUGGGGUUCAGUAGAACUUCCCAUCAUUGGAAAGAAUUUCUUACGCCCGUUUCGAGAACAUCAUUUAGAUCCUACGUCCAUAACACGUCAUGAUUUUAUCGAAACAAAUGGUGAUAAUUUUAUGGUCAGCAUUCCGAUAUUGGGAUUUUUGGCCUAUAGUUUUAAUACAAAAUCGCACAAUGACAUACAGCAAGAUUUCGGUUGGAUUUCAUAUUUAUUUCUAUGUUCGAUUUUUGUUGCCAUGACCAAUCAGAUUCACAAGUGGUCGCACACAUAUUGGGGUCUACCAAAAUGGGUACUAUUUAUGCAAAAUUAUCAUAUAGUGUUGCCUCGCAAACAUCAUCGCAUCCAUCAUGUUGCACCGCAUGAAACUUAUUUUUGCAUAACAACCGGUUGGUUAAAUUGGCCAUUGGAGAAGUUAAGAUUUUGGUCACUGCUAGAGAGUCUUAUCGAACAUUUGACAGGUCUUAAGCCACGCGAUGAUGACUUAAAAUGGGCUAAAAAAGUUACAUAGCUAUUUAUAGAAUUCAAAAAAUGGACCAAUAAAAUUUAAUUUACGAGAACUACAUACUACGACAUCUACUACUAUUUAUUAAAAGUGAAAAAAUGCAACACAAACAAUUUAAAGAAGAAUUCAACUAUUUAUCUUGCUGAAUGUACAAACAAAAAACAA